Molecule: messenger RNA, 1319 nt
Organism: Bemisia tabaci
Lineage: Eukaryota; Metazoa; Arthropoda; Insecta; Hemiptera; Aleyrodidae
Gene: Arfip
Product: ADP ribosylation factor interacting protein arfaptin
Biological process (GO): intracellular protein transport; regulation of Arp2/3 complex-mediated actin nucleation
Cellular component (GO): trans-Golgi network membrane
Molecular function (GO): protein domain specific binding; phospholipid binding
Source: RefSeq, a predicted model, not a curated record
GUAUCUUUCCCCCCCUAAUUUUAUGAAAAAGAUGGAAGAAAAUUCAAGAAGUAAAAUGCGGGAUUCGACAACAAUUCAUGAAAACAGCAGUUCGAUCCUACCAGAAUCGACUCCAUCCCGAUCUCCAAGAAGUACUGAAAUGACAGCAUCCAUAUCCCUUGGAAAUCUAUCAGGAAAAACCAGUAAAGCAUCAUCCAGCCUCAUAUCUCCUCAGAAUGGUGACUCCCAAUGGCACAAAAACUCCCCCUCAAAAAUCGUGUCCAUCAAAAACUGGAGUAUAUCAACAUACAAGUGCACUAAACAACUCAUGUAUGAAAAAUUUGGUAAAUCCUCCAGAACUAUGGAUACAGAACUAGAGAACCAGAUAGAAGGAUUACGUGACACCCAGAAGAAGUACGCAAAUAUUCAUUUAAUGGGCGAAGCCUUUUCAGACUUGGCGCAGAAAUCACCAGAAUUACAAGAGGAAUUCUUGUAUAACUCAGAAACUCAGCGAAAUUUGAUGAAAAAUGGCGAAGUACUUCUAAGUGCAUUACAUUUUUUUAUAUCAUCAGUGAACACACUGUGCAAUAAAACCAUUGAAGAUACACUUCUCACCGUUCGUCAGUAUGAAACUGCAAGAAUUGAAUACGAUGCUUACCGUACGGACCUGGAACUGCUGGUUCAAGCAAGUAGUUCAGAGACGAACAGUGAACGGUUAGAGAAAGCACAGACAAAUUUUGAACGCCACAAAAUGGAUUUUGAGAAAUUACGAGCUGAUGUUGUCAUCAAACUCAAAUUCCUCGAUGAAAAUAGGGUUAAAGUUAUGCAUAAACAGCUCCUCCUGUUCCAUAACGCCAUCUCUGCAUAUUUUUCUGGAAACCAACAAGCUUUAGAGGCAACCCUCAAACAGUUCAACGUGAAAGUCAGACCACCGAAUUCAGCCUUACCCUCUUGGUUGGAGCAAUAAUAAUCGGUUGCCUAUCAUAUUUCUCAUAUUCCAAUGCAGGAUCUCAUCCGUUCAUGAACUAAAUCUAAGUCAGAGUGAUUAGUUUUAAAGAUUGUACAUGAUUUUAUUAAUUCAACAUUUUUUUAUCUCAUUUUUUAGUUUUGAUCGACUACAGUGUAAGUUGAAAAGUCUGUCAAAAACUCAAAGACGUCCUUGAUCAGAUCUAGUCAUAGCCAAAGAUUUUGACUAUAUCAUCAGAUGUUUGGCUCCUUAAAGUUUUGAAUAGUCAUAAAUUGUGAGUACUUAAGAGCCAAAUUUAUUGUUAACCUAUAUAAUACAAUUUGUAUGCCAGAACAUGUUAUUUGUUUAAUAAAAAGCUGAGUUCUUUCUAUAA